This is a messenger RNA of Rhododendron vialii, 1696 nucleotides long. Its product is annotated as gamma-glutamyl hydrolase 2-like. The record is from RefSeq and is a predicted model, not a curated record. Bases 200 to 1351 code for a protein of 383 amino acids. Gene Ontology annotation, biological process: tetrahydrofolylpolyglutamate metabolic process. Gene Ontology annotation, molecular function: gamma-glutamyl-peptidase activity. NCBI's taxonomy places the organism in Eukaryota, Viridiplantae, Streptophyta, Magnoliopsida, Ericales, Ericaceae. Gene Ontology annotation, cellular component: vacuole. The transcript has 10 exons.
CCCUCUUUGCCUACUACCGUGUAGAGUCUGUAGAGCUCGUCAGUCCCUCUCUCUCUCCUCUCUCUGUCCAGAUUGUGUACGAUUCCACAUUCAGAAACCGACCGUAUCAACGCAAAUUCAAUGUCAAAACCACUCCCAAACCUCCCUCUCUCUCCUCCCCCCUCUCUCUCCUCCUCCCCCAACUCUCCAAACCCUAAUAAUGGCGCCUCCAGCUUCUCCCUCUAACUCCCCCUCCGACCUCGCCUCCUCCUCCCCGACCAACCCCGACCCCUCCGCCUCCCCCUCCGCCUCCUCUUCCAUGUGGCAGUACCUCUGGAUUCCCGUCCUGAUUUCCUUGUCCAAGGAAUUGAGCUCCGCAAAGGCUCAAUCGACGAUCCUUCUGCCGGGCGAGGCCGGCGACUCCGUCGAGUCGACUCGGCUGCCGAGUUGCCCGGCGGCCGAUCCGAAGCUGAAUUUCAGACCGGUGAUCGGCAUCCUCAGCCAUCCCGGCGAUGGCGCCUCCGGCCGGCUUAAUAACGCGUCGAAUGCGUCGUAUAUUGCUGCUUCGUACGUGAAGUUCGUCGAGGCGGCUGGGGCUAGGGUUAUUCCUCUUAUUUAUAACGAGCCUCCUGAUGUUCUCUACGAAAAACUCAAUCUUGUCAAUGGAGUGCUCUUUACUGGAGGAUGGGCCAAAAGUGGCCCCUACUUUAAGGUUGUUGAUGGAAUAUUUAAGAAAAUUUUGGAGAAGAAUGACGGAGGAGACCACUUCCCUCUACUUGCAAUCUGCUUAGGCUUUGAACUUUUAACAAUGAUUAUCAGCAAGGACAAUAACAUUCUUGAAUCAUUUAAAGCAUCAGAUCAGGCAUCUACACUCGAAUUCGCAAAAGAGAUGAAUAUUGAAGGAACUGUGUUUCAAAGGUUUCCUCCAGAUUUACUUAGAAAGUUGAGUACAGAUUGCCUUGUCAUGCAAAACCAUCAAUACGGUAUAUCACCAGAAAAGUUUCUUGAGAACAUGGACCUGUGUAAUUUCUUCAAGAUCUUGACGAAUAGUGCAGAUUCUGAUAAUAAGCAGGUUUAUGUCUCCACAGUUCAAGCACGCAAUUAUCCUGUUACUGCCUUCCAGUGGCAUCCAGAGAAAAAUGCUUUCGAAUGGGGCUUAUCCAUGAUUCCUCACUCCGAAGAUGCAAUUCAAGUGACUCAAUAUGUUGCAAAUUUCUUUGUCAGUGAGGCUAGGAAGUCAUUGAACAGACCACCUACUCGAAAAGUGCUCAACAAUCUUAUUUACAACUACAGUCCCACUUAUUGUGGGAAGGCCGGGAAGGGAUAUGACGAGGUAUACAUCUUUGACGGCCUCAAUCAUUCAAGUUUGUAAAGUGUACAUGUCAUGGCUAUUUUGCCAUGCUUUAUAUGACUACAAGCUUGUGAUAUUGAUUGAUAUGUAUAGUGGCGCCCCAAGAACUAUUCAAAUGAAAGUAACCUGAUUCGUAUUAUUGGACAAGGUUUCACAUUGGGAUUGUAUUUCCACCCUUCAAUGUAACUGCUCCAUAAGUAAAAUUAGAGGAAAUCCCUGCUUUCCAAAAUUAAACAUUGUUGGUCUGGCGCUGGUGUUGAUGCUAAAGUGACCAUCUUUGGCAAAUUGGUGGAUUCUGUAAUAAGGACUGAACUUGGAGUUGCAAAUAUUGCUUCUAGUACUAUUGUAUUGAUGGACCAUUUUGAA